UCAAUCCACCCCACCACACAGAGAGACAGACAGAGAGAGAGAGAGACGGCUCCUCUUGCACGCACACACACACAGAGACAAUCACACUCAGUCACUCCGCGCGUAUUGCUCUCUGUACUGACACACGCACUAACACCUAGGACACUGCAAUCAGGAAAACCUCGGAUAUAUGAUCUUGAGCUUGUACAUAUAUAUAUUUACACACACGAGUCUGCGUGUUUAAUUAUGUUGUGAGUCCGCAAACACUUCACUGUAGUAUCGCGUAUAUAUAGUACCAGUUCUAUUGCAGAUAUAUAUACACACACAGACAACACACUGCCACGCUCCAUAGCCAUGCGGCAGGCACGUUAGGCUUGCAAGCGGCUCGCGGGGUAACAGAAGAUACGUACAUCUGUGCGUGCGCGCGCGUGUGUGUCUGUGCCGUGUGCCGUGUGCGUGCCCUUGUGUGCGCGUUUCUCGCGUCCCUACACUCGGGAAGGACGAGAGAGUGAGAGCGAGAGGGGGAGGAGGGAGCCCGAGCUGAAUUUGUUCUUUUUCCAUCGAGAAGAUGCCUGCGUUCGUUUCGACGCCGCCUCGAGUCUCGGAGAAGUCGCCGUUGCACAUCGCGAACCGCCGCGGCAUCCACUAGCGAAGGCAGCGAGAGACGAUUUGCAGAAGCCAACAACAACAACGGAACAAGUCCAGCGCGGGCGGCGGUCGGCCCGAGUUCGAAAUCUCUCGAGAAGUUUGUUGGACCCGGAGAGAGCCGCGUGAGCUGCAAGUCGCGCGCAGAGUCGGCGUCGUUCUCUCUCCUCUCGUUCAUUCACGAGCGCCAGCGUCCGCCGAUGCACCUCGGGGUUGGUGACGUUUCGCUUUCUCGUCCUGCACAGCAGAAGAUCUUUACAGUUACGGGCAACUGAGCAGGAGGAGGAGGAGGGCAGUCGCCGUUGUGAUUGUCCAAUGAUCGUCCGCUCCGACGAGCUGUCAGCCGAUGCUCCUGUACUGCCGUGACUGCUGGAUGGGUGCGAGCGGUGAGACGUGAAUCCACCUCGGCCCGUUCCACGCCGACGAUUUCCCCGCUGCCACCGCUCGACGGCGAUCUCGCGGCCACGACAACAAGGAGCGAGCAGAGAGCAACAACCGGGUUCACAAUAACAAACAAUCAACAACAACAACACGUGCGUGCGUGCGCGCGUGCGUGCGCGCUCCAACAGCGAGACAUGACUUAAGCGAAACUUCUUUGACGCGCGCAGAGUGACUGGGCACAACAAGGACAACAACAACAACAAGAACAGCAACAACAACAACGCGACUUGUUUACCGACAAGAUAGAUCGUCGUCGCCGUCGCGAUGAAGGAUAAGACAAAGAACGCCGCCAGGACUCGACGGGAGAAGGAGAACGGGGAGUUUUAUGAGCUCGCCAAACUGCUGCCUCUCCCGUCCGCGAUCACCUCGCAACUCGACAAGGCGUCCAUCAUCCGCCUCACCACCAGCUACCUCAAGAUGCGCUCCGUCUUCCCCGAAGGUCUGGGUGAGGCGUGGGGUCACACUGCCCGGAGCAGUGCCCUUGACAAUGUGGGCCGGGAGCUGGGUUCACAUCUGCUGCAGACGCUGGACGGAUUCAUAUUCGUGGUGGCUCCGGACGGCAAGAUCAUGUACAUCUCGGAGACGGCAUCGGUCCACCUGGGCCUCUCUCAGGUAGAAUUGACAGGGAACAGUAUUUUUGAGUACAUCCACCCGGCCGAUCACGACGAGAUGACGGCCGUGCUGACCUUCCACCAGCCCUUCCACUCCAACUUCGUGCAAGCGGAGCUCGAGAUCGAGCGAUCGUUUUUCCUGCGCAUGAAGUGCGUCCUGGCCAAGCGGAACGCGGGGCUCACGUGCGGAGGAUACAAGGUGAUCCACUGCAGCGGCUACUUGAAGGUGCGUCCGUGUGCCCUCGACGUCUCUCCGUUCGAGGCGUGCUACCAGAACGUCGGCCUGGUGGCCGUGGGCCACUCGCUGCCCCCCAGCGCCAUCACCGAGAUCAAGCUGCACACCAACAUGUUCAUGUUCCGUGCCUCGCUCGACAUGAAACUCAUCUUCCUCGACUCGCGGGUGUCGGCGCUCACGGGCUACGAGCCGCAGGACCUCAUCGAGAAGACGCUGUACCACCACGUGCACGGCUGUGACGUGUUCCACCUGCGCUACGCCCACCACCUGCUGCUGGUGAAGGGCCAGGUGACCACCAAGUACUACCGCUUCCUGGCCAAGCGGGGCGGCUGGGUGUGGAUGCAGAGCUGCGCCACCAUCGUGCACAACAGCCGCUCGUCACGGCCGCACUGCAUCGUCAGCGUCAACUACGUCCUCACGGACGUGGAGUACAAGGACCUGCAGCUCUCCCUGGAGCAGAUGCACGCUCGCAAAGUGGCGAGCGAGCUGGCCAGCACCGACGCGCAGCAGCAGCAGCAGCAGCCCGAGGGCCGGCGGCCGGCCAAGGGGCGCGCCGCCAAGCACCGGGGCAAGCCACGCGCGUCGCCCUACCCACAGACGCACCACACGACCUUCUACUCCGAGAGGGGCGACUCGGACCGCGAGAGCCAGUGGGAGGAGCAGUCGUGCGCCGAGUCUCCACCGCCCCUCGGCACGCCGUUCCGGGAUGCAGCCUACGCCAGCACGCAGCACACCUACACGCUGUCCCACCCCGACACGGCCACCACCACCAUCUCCUCGUUGUCCUACGAGGACCCGCACCCGGCCUUCGCCUCGUCGGAGCCGGCGCUGGGCUCCUACCCGCAGUACGACGCCAGCCCCCUGCGGGGGCCGCUGGGCCAGCAGGGCCGCUACCACUGCCCCUCCUCCUCCUCCUCC
Lethenteron reissneri (Far Eastern brook lamprey) is the source of this 2829-nucleotide messenger RNA. RefSeq names its product single-minded homolog 1-like. Lineage: Eukaryota; Metazoa; Chordata; Hyperoartia; Petromyzontiformes; Petromyzontidae. Gene Ontology annotation, molecular function: DNA-binding transcription factor activity, RNA polymerase II-specific; RNA polymerase II transcription regulatory region sequence-specific DNA binding; protein dimerization activity. The record is from RefSeq and is a predicted model, not a curated record. Gene Ontology annotation, biological process: regulation of transcription by RNA polymerase II.